CCGGACGAGUUGUUAUCACUAAUUUUCUUAUUGUGUGAGCGUUACCAGCCUAAUCAGUAAUAUUUCUCUAGAUUUGGUGUAAUAUUUCGUCGGUAAAGUGUGUAGCAAAAGAACUCUGACAAUCUUAGCAUGGAGUGUGUCCGGUCUCUGCUGCACUAUGCUUCCAGAUGCUUUACUUGCCAGGAAGACUCAUCAGCCCAGGGAAACGAGCCAAACGAACGCACACAUUUGCUGGCAGACCCCGUGAGUAACAGUCCUGCCGUUCGUCGGGCUGACACUGAAAUAUUCACUCAGGAGUAUCCUAACUCGGUGCCAAAGAAGGACGAACAGUCCGCACUGGAAAAAAUUCUGCAAGAAACAACUGAGAACAUCAUCGAUGUAGCUGCUUUAGAUACGCAAAAGUUAGAAGCCAGUGAAUACAAUGAUCGUAUUCGGAUCUACACGCAAAGAUUGCAACAACAAUGGAACAACGUGAACCACCCGAAUCAGGGAGAAAAUGGUAGCUUACUCAGAGAUAUACCGAAUCCUGAAUUGGUGCUAGCGUCGCUUCCAAUAACAACGGAGGAUAUGAAUAUGGUCCAAAGUAUGGUUCAAAAGGCAAAUGUAGCCGUGUCGGAAAUAAGCGUUGUACACACCGAAAAUCUGGUGGUACCUUUCAGGAUUCCAUAAUAUUACGCCGUUAGGAGAAAUCUGUAAAAUACUGUAAACUGUACUGUAUGCCAUGCUGCGUGAUUUUGGUUUCCUUCUCACAAACUGCGUUGGGGAUGAACUCAGGGUAGUUUGCAUGUGUAUUUCUCACAGGAAGGGAAUCAAUAAUGUCAAGUCAGAAGGGAUGAGAAGCAUGUUUUGUAAUUGUCGAGGUCGUUUAUUCCUUUUGUAUCAAACCGUAUAACCGAACAACAGGUGAACGUUAAACCAGUAAAUAAUCUAGUGAUAAGCAUCAGAUGGCGAAGAAUGAAACACCGAAGCGAAUG
This is a messenger RNA of Anopheles cruzii, 974 nucleotides long. RefSeq lists its product as uncharacterized. Gene Ontology annotation, biological process: lysosome organization; cholesterol homeostasis; cellular response to amino acid stimulus. Gene Ontology annotation, cellular component: Ragulator complex; lysosome; late endosome membrane. The coding region runs from base 130 to 669 and encodes 179 amino acids. Gene Ontology annotation, molecular function: guanyl-nucleotide exchange factor activity; molecular adaptor activity. The record is from RefSeq and is a predicted model, not a curated record. NCBI's taxonomy places the organism in Eukaryota, Metazoa, Arthropoda, Insecta, Diptera, Culicidae. The transcript has 4 exons.